CUGAGUUGCUCUGUGUCCUAAGUUCUCGACAGUGUCUUAACCUAUAAUUUUGUUUGUGUACAAAUUGUUGACGUUAAUAAAAUAAUUCAUUGUAUAUCUACAAAAUAAAAAAUGACUAGUACAGAAGAAAGUACAAGCAAAAUUGAAUUUAAGAAGAAAUCAAAAAGAGCAUUAAGAAAGAGACAAGUUUCUUCAGAUGAAGAUGAUAAUGAAAAUGAAGAAAUUUCUGUUAGAGAAAAAGUUGAAGACUUGAAGAUUAUACAGAAGCUUCGGGAACGUCCGAAAGGCGUAAACGUUGUUGGUCUAGCUCUCGGAGAAAAUGUAACACCUGAUGUAAUUACUUCAGAUCCCUUUAACAUCAAAUCUGGAGGUAUGAUAAACAUGGCUGUAUUGAAGAAUACAAAAUUAAAACAGAACGAUGCGUAUGAAACAGGAAUUGGCACACAGUUUAAUGCGGAGACCAAUAAACGGGAUGAAGAUGAAGAGAUGGUUAAAUAUAUAGAGGAAGAAUUGACAAAGAGGAAGAGCAAAAAUGAGGGCAAGGCAGAAAAUGGAACGAAUAAUGAAAAAGGAUCUUAUUGUUCUCCAGAAGAAGCAGCACUGCAAGCUGUACCUGGACAUUUAAGACAAAGUUCAGCACAUAGGAGUGAAGAAAUGCUUUCAAAUCAAAUGUUGUCUGGUAUUCCAGAAGUAGAUCUUGGAAUCGAAGCAAAAAUACGCAAUAUUGAAGCUACAGAAGAAGCUAAAUUGAAGUUACUUUGGGAUAGGCAUAGAAAAAAAGAUGGUCCUUCACAAUUUGUGCCAACAAAUAUGGCUGUAAAUUUUGUACAACAUAAUAGAUUUAAUAUAGAAGAUCCAGAUUUUCAAAAAUCAAAACAAGAUCCUGACGAUAAAAAGAAAGUGACAGCACCUAGAGACGAUACCAAGGGAAAACGAAAAGAUAACGGAGAGAAGGCGACUGAUGAUUAUCAUUAUGAAAGGUUUAAGAAACAAUUUAGAAGAUUUUAAAGUGAUUUGUAAAAUAAAAUUGUAAAAUAUCUAAUAAGUAUAUUGUAUUUUUAAAAUUACUAUAGAUAAUUAAUAUAGUCAUUAAAUAAUUUAAUAAGAUUAUAUGUGUAAACAUUAACUGUAGUACAAUCUUUAUUGGUUUUAGAAAAUGAUUUAAAUUUCA
Megalopta genalis is the source of this 1171-nucleotide messenger RNA. Its product is annotated as splicing factor C9orf78. Gene Ontology annotation, biological process: mRNA splicing, via spliceosome. Gene Ontology annotation, cellular component: spliceosomal complex. The record is from RefSeq and is a predicted model, not a curated record. NCBI's taxonomy places the organism in Eukaryota, Metazoa, Arthropoda, Insecta, Hymenoptera, Halictidae.